UGACGUUGUUUAAUCUGUGCUUUGCAAAGUACAAAGUGUCGGUUCAUUGUUUGUAUCGUUAAUUGUAAUUAUAUCAGUUUAUAAUGCCAAUAGAGAUUCUGGAAGAAGAGGGUUUGGAGAAAAACCCGAAUUUAGAGUUGGCUCAAACGAAAUUUUUAUUGAGCCUCCCGGAACACAAAAAUGAUCCUUUGUUAAAGAAUAAACUGCUAGAUGCCAUUAAAGCAGAAAACAUGGCUCCCUUUUAUGAAGAAGUAUGUAAAGAUUUGGAUUGGACAGUAGACGAAGCCCUUUUGUCUGCAAUGAAAGCUCGCAAUAUGGAACAAUUAAAAACACUGGAUGAUGCGAUUGAGGAUGCUGAAAAAAAUUUAGGUGAAAUGGAAGUUCGUGAAGCCAAUCUUAAAAAAUCUGAACAUCUUUGUCGAAUAGGGGAUAAAGAAGGUUCCAUCUCUGCAUUUAGAAAGACUUAUGAUAAAACUGUGUCUUUGGGACACAGAUUAGACAUUGUAUUUCAUAAUAUUAGGAUUGGAUUGUUUUAUUUGGACCAUGAUCAUAUAACAAAAAACAUAGAAAAAGCUAAAAGUUUAAUAGAAGAGGGUGGCGAUUGGGAUAGACGAAACCGUCUAAAAGUAUAUCAAGGAACAUAUUGUAUAGCUGUUCGUGAUUUUAAAGAAGCUGCAAAUUUCUUUUUGGAUACAAUUAGUACAUUUACAAGUUACGAAUUAAUGGAUUACAAUACAUUUGUCAAAUACACAGUAUACUUUAGUAUGAUAAGUUUACCUAGGAACGAACUUAGAGAUAAAAUUAUCAAAGGUUCUGAUAUUUUGGAGGUACUUCACAGUAAUUCGGAUGUCAAAGAUUAUUUAUUUUCUUUAUACAAUUGCCACUAUGCCGAUUUCUUCAAGAAUCUUGCUCACGUCGAAGGUUUAUUACGUAGGGAUUACUUAAUAUUCCCUCAUUAUCGGUAUUACGUUAGAGAAAUGCGUAUUCUCGCGUACACGCAACUAUUGGAAUCUUACAGGUCUCUGACACUACAAUACAUGGCAGAAGCUUUUGGUGUUACAGUAGAAUACAUUGAUCAGGAACUAUCGCGUUUCAUUGCAGCAGGAAGAUUGCAUUGCAAAGUCGAUCGCGUCGGUGGAGUAGUAGAAACCAAUAGACCAGACAGCAAAAAUUGGCAAUAUCAAGCUAUGGUCAAACAGGGAGACUUGUUGCUUAAUAGGGUGCAAAAAUUAUCACGUGUCAUUAAUAUUUAAUUGCAUAAAGAAUAAAUCGACAAUACAAUAUCAAACCGUGAAAUCUCCUUAUUUCCAUGCUUGACAUUCUUUUAGGUCAAUUUGUAUUGUACUUGAUCAUAAUUUUGCAUAAAAGAAUUUCAUUAUAAUUAUCAACUUUUACUAUAAAAAUAUACAUAUUAAAUGUCGUCUUUGACAAA
Molecule: messenger RNA, 1432 nt
Organism: Hylaeus volcanicus
Lineage: Eukaryota; Metazoa; Arthropoda; Insecta; Hymenoptera; Colletidae
Gene: Rpn7
Product: 26S proteasome non-ATPase regulatory subunit 6
Exons: 5
Coding region: 84-1253 (389 amino acids)
Biological process (GO): proteasome-mediated ubiquitin-dependent protein catabolic process
Cellular component (GO): proteasome regulatory particle
Source: RefSeq, a predicted model, not a curated record